Vigna angularis (adzuki bean) is the source of this 593-nucleotide messenger RNA. RefSeq lists its product as uncharacterized. Gene Ontology annotation, biological process: protein desumoylation. Gene Ontology annotation, cellular component: nucleus. The record is from RefSeq and is a predicted model, not a curated record. The coding region runs from base 1 to 561 and encodes 186 amino acids. Gene Ontology annotation, molecular function: deSUMOylase activity. The transcript has 5 exons. Lineage: Eukaryota; Viridiplantae; Streptophyta; Magnoliopsida; Fabales; Fabaceae.
AUGUACUUUGAGAAAAGGCUGUCCGGUGUUGUUAAGAGGUUUCAUUUUAGUCCGUUAUACUCGCACCAUAUUCUUACAGAUUAUAGGAAACGUCCACAGAAUCGGCAUGUAUUCACGCUUCAUAACUAUAACACUUAUUUGCGUUCUGAUCAUUUUGGACUUGAAGAAUUACCCACGGCGGACUUUUUGUUUCUGCCAUUUGUCCACGAUGAUCAUUGGUGGUGUUAUUCAGUUAAAUUGAGGUCAAUGGAGAUUUUUGUGAUUGAUUCAUUGGGGAAGGGGAUCAGAGACCGCAAAAGGAUAGACACAGCCGUUGCUGAAAAUAUGGCACGGUUUUUUUGCAUCCUGAUGAAUAUACCGGAAGGUAGUAUUGGUCCUUUGACAGUUAAACAAGCAAAUAUCCCAUCCCAACCAAACUUACAUGAUUGUGGAGUAAUAAUGUUGAAAGCAAUGGAAAUCUGGGAUGGAGAUGAAAAAUACAACGGGAAAAGCAUGCCUGAAUAUACAACUGUAAGUUGGAACUGUGUGUUUGAUAAUAUUCUUGUAUGUCCUGGUUUCUAAUGUGGAAAAUGUUGGUUUCAGGAGGAGCUGCU